GUAUAGUAAAAGUCUUGAAGGCAUAUGCUCUUUUCUAUAUUUGAAUGUAAUGCUUCUGGUCUAUGCUUCUUUCAACAGGUUUAGCCAUGGCCAAGUCCAAGAACCAUACCACACACAAUCAAUCUCGCAAGUGGCACAGAAAUGGCAUUAAGAAACCCAGGUCACAUAGAUACGAAUCUCUGAAGGGGGUAGAUCCCAAAUUCCUGAGGAACAUGCGCUUUGCAAAGAAGCACAACAAGAAAGGGCUGAAAAAAAUGCGGGCUAAUAAUGCUAAAAAUGCUAAAUAACCAGCCUGCCUUUCUAUGGCAAAAGGAACUACCGUACUUAGUAAUUGAGUGACAAUUUUUCCAUGUACUGGGUUUCGUUCAAAAGUAUUUUAUAUGAAUAAAAAUGAGUGUAAUAUGUA
Messenger RNA from Candoia aspera, 406 nucleotides. RefSeq names its product ribosomal protein L29 (gene RPL29). The transcript is spliced from 3 exons. The coding region runs from base 63 to 287 and encodes 74 amino acids. Gene Ontology annotation, cellular component: ribosome; cytosolic large ribosomal subunit. Gene Ontology annotation, molecular function: structural constituent of ribosome. Lineage: Eukaryota; Metazoa; Chordata; Lepidosauria; Squamata; Candoiidae. The record is from RefSeq and is a predicted model, not a curated record. Gene Ontology annotation, biological process: cytoplasmic translation.